AUGGUUGACGUUAUCGGCCUUGUGAGCGGUGUUCUGACCAUUGUCAGCUUUAUCCAAUCUCAAAUCCCGGACAAACCAAAAGAAGGUGCUGCGGUGAGAAUCAAGGCUGGCAGCGGCGGAACCGAUGAUGAAGGAUCUGGUGGUGAAGUCUCAGCUGCCUACGCCUGGAACUUUGACAACAACUACCUCGGUAGAGGCGAUGGCGGCUCCAUGGAACAAGGAGGCGUAGUCGACACUGUCAUCGAUUCAUUUUCAGGUGGUGCUCGAGCCGAGUAUAUCGGAAUUUCAGUCGCUCGUGACGCAGUCUGUGUUGCCUGGAUCAGCGUCAAGCAGUUUGACCAGACUACUGGUGGUGCUUGGACUGGUGAUAUCGGGUAUGAGUGCGGCCAGGCUUGGUAUGCUAACAAAGAGAUGGCGGGGUAUAUCGAUGAUGAUGAAACAGAGGCGUACAUCCCCAGGUGCACUUGGCUUGAUGCAGCGCUCAAAGAAGAUACAGAGAGUGCCUCUUUGAAGUUUGAUACCACUGCCUACGGCAAGAAGGUCAAGGAUACUGUCGACAACAAGGAUGCCUGCAAAUACACUUUGUGGGGUGAAGAUGAUGCCCCUAUCUCUGGCACCCCAGGAAAGCGCGCAAACCGCCCUCGCCGUCCUUGGAUGGAAGACAAACUUGUGGUCUCAAACUUGACACAGCACAAGGCAGAGGAUCUUUGUUCUUCUGAAACAUCCUGGGGUCCAGACUUUAUCGGCACUGACGGACAAUUCUGCGACAUGGGAACUAAGAAGUUGACGCCUCUUUGCUUGACCAGAGACGUUGAUGGGUGUAUUAUUGUGGAUGGUGAUAAGAAGACCCUCAGCAAGCGAUCACGAGUUGCGAAGCGCGAGGCUCAUAUUACUCACAAGUCUUACAAGGCCAUUGACCAUUGGGAGUCAAGCAAGUGA
Molecule: messenger RNA, 939 nt
Organism: Fusarium pseudograminearum CS3096
Lineage: Eukaryota; Fungi; Ascomycota; Sordariomycetes; Hypocreales; Nectriaceae
Exons: 3
Coding region: 1-939 (312 amino acids)
Source: RefSeq, a predicted model, not a curated record